Molecule: messenger RNA, 2727 nt
Organism: Helianthus annuus (common sunflower)
Lineage: Eukaryota; Viridiplantae; Streptophyta; Magnoliopsida; Asterales; Asteraceae
Exons: 10
Coding region: 1-2727 (908 amino acids)
Source: RefSeq, a predicted model, not a curated record
AUGGAUACAGAUAACACAAUUUCAAGUAAGUAUGAAGUUGACCUUCAAGCAAGUCAACGUCAAAGUUGUGGUGAAGAAAGAGAAAAAAGGAAGUAUGUUCUUCAACAAAAGAGAAACAACAGAUGUUGUCAUCCUGCAUCAACAUCUGAUUAUGUUGAAAGGAUUCCAUUUUCAAAUACUUCAAGUGUUUCAACCACCAAUGUUGAGAGAAGGAAUGUGUAUCAUCUUCCUGUUUAUGCUACUCCAAAUAUUAGUAGUAAUUUGUUUCACUCAUUUACACAAGUAAAAGCUAACACAAUUUCAAGUAAGUAUGAAGUUGACCUUCAAGCAAUUCAACGUCAAAUGUGUGCUGAAGAAAGAGAAAAAAGGAAGUAUGUUCUUCAACAAAAGAGAAACAACAGAGGUUGUCAUCCUGCAUCAACAUCUGAUUCUGUUGAAAGGAUUCCAUUUUCAAAUACUUCAAGUGGUUCAACCAACAAUGUCGAAAGAAGGAAUGCCCAUCACACUCCUUUUGGAAGUACUAAGCAAAUAUCCAAUUUUGUUGAGAGGACUCCAUUAUCAGAUAUUACAAAUUGUGGAAUAUCUCAAAUUGAAUUACAAAUGAGUGAUGAGAUGUUACCAGAUUCUGUGGUUAAGAAGAUUCAUGGAAUUUCUAAAGAUUAUAUUGAUCAUGGAGAUGCCAUCUUUGUGUGUUCUAAAUGUGAUGCAAUAUUAUGGGAAGAUGAAAUGCUUAGGGGAAAUAAAAAACAUAACAAAACAUCCUAUUCUCUUUGUUGUUCAAAUGGAGAUGUUGAGCUACCACGACCGCCUACACCUCCUCCAUUACUACGUCAUUUAUAUAAAAGUUGUACCUCACAGUCUCGCAGUUUCAUGGAUAAUAUUCGAGUAUAUAACAUGAUGUCUUCCUUCACAUCUCUUGGUGGGAAGGUUGACAAAAGUUAUCAGAGAGGUAAAGGUCCUUAUGUAUUUAGACAACAAGGUCAGAAUUAUCAUCGAAUGGGUAGUCUACUUCCGGACGAUGGGGAAGAACCUAAAUUCUCCCAGCUUUACAUAUAUGAUUCACAAAACGAAGUUGUAAAUCAUCAAAAAGUAGUAAGUUCUCAGAUAGAAUGCAAAACUACAAGAAACAACCAGCUUGAUAGUACAACCAUAGAGAGUCUUAAAUAUAUGUUGGAUUCUUGCAAUCCUCUUGUCCAAUCCUUCAGAAUGAUUAUUGGAACAAGAGAUAAGGAUGGAAGAGUUCACAAUUUGCCAACAGCAUCAGAAAUUGUUGCGUUAAUACAUGGUGAUUUUGAUGGAGCAUUUGAUAAACGGGACAUUGUUGUUAGAAAGAAGUCUGGUGGUCUUCAAAGAAUUAAUGAGCUUCAUCCCUCUUACCUUGCUUUGCAAUAUCCACUUAUUUUACCAUAUGCGGAAGAUGGUUAUAGAGUUGGUAUUAAACAUAGAGGGAUUGUGAUUGAUGAUGAGGUACUUAGAACCAAUCUUACAAUUAGAGAAUUCUUUUGUUACAAAAUUCAAGAUAGACAGAAUCAGUUUUCAUUGUUAGUUAAUGCGAAAAAACUAUUUCAGCAGAUUUUGGUUGAUGGAUACACGAUGAUAGAAUCUGCCGGGUUGAAUUAUAUAAAGACACAACAACCUAAACUUAGAGUGCAAAAUCUUAAGAACUUGAAUGCUACUGUUGAAAGUGGAGAGAAUAAUGCCUCAAGUUGUGGUAAACCUAUACUUUUACCUUCAUCAUUUACUGGUGGUUCUAGAUAUAUGAUGCAAAAGUACUUGGAUGCUAUGGCAAUUUGCAAGUCUGUUGGAUAUCCUGAUUUAUUCAUAACGGUGACUUGUAAUCCAAACUGGCCUGAGAUUUACAGGUGUUUGCACGAUAAAGCUCUUAAUGCUGAAGACAGACCGGAUAUUAUCUCUAGAUUAUUCAAGUGUAAAUUGGAUCAUCUUAUAAAAGAUUUCAAGAAACAUAAAUUCUUUGGUGAUAUACAAGCAGCCCACUGUUCAAAAAUUUCAGUUAUGUAUACAGUGGAAUUUCAGAAGCGUGGUCUCCCACAUGCUCACACAUGUUUGUUCUUGGGUGCUGAAAGCAAAUUUCCAAAUGCAUCUGAUAUUGAUCGUGUUAUUUCUGCUGAGAUACCAGAUAAAGAAAGAGAUCCUGAAUUAUAUGAGCUUGUCAAUCAAUUUAUGAUUCAUGGACCAUGUGAUGAAACUUGUGUUGAUUCUGAAGGUUAUCCUGUCUAUCUUCGCCGUCAAACAAGUAAUACGGUAGUAAAGAAUGGUGUGACACUUGAUAAUAGAUUUUUAGUUCCUUAUAAUGCUCUCCUGCUCAGAAAGUAUCAGUGCCACGUUAACGUUGAAUGGUGCAACCAGUCAGGUUCUAUCAAAUAUUUGUUUAAAUAUAUUAAUAAGGGGCAUGAUAGAGUCACUGCUUCUGUUUUUCAAGCCAAUAGCACCAAGAAUAAUACAGAACAGAUUGUAGUUAUAGAUGAGAUAAAAGCAUACCUUGAUUGUAGAUAUAUCUCUGCUUGUGAAGCUGCUUGGAGAAUAUUCAUGUAUGAUAUACAUUAUAGAUAUCCAGCUGUUGAAGUAUUACCUUUUCAUUGUGAAGAUGGUCAGAGUAUUGUGUAUAACGAUCAUGAUAAUUUGUGUGACAUUGUUACUGAUCCAACUGUGAAAAUGACAAUGUUUACAGAUUGGAUGAAUUGUAAUAAGUCGAUGAAUUUGCCAUGA